AUGGAGAAAGAUCUGUCUUUAGAUACAACAUUAGAUUCCUUAAAAAAAUCACCAAAUUCAGAUGGUUCUGAUAAUAAUGAAAAUUUUACAAAUAAUUUUGAUGUCAUUAACAAAGAUAUAAAUAAUGAACCUGUUAUUUAUGGAGAAUUAAUAUUACUGGGUUAUAAUGGAUCUCAAGAGAGUAGUAGAACAUCUGCACAUGGAAGAAAACAUCGAUCAAAAAUGAGAUUAUGUAAAAGAGAAAUAGCUAAUGGUAUUAAAAAAGGGACUAUAUCAAAAAUUUCUGAAGAACCAACUAAAAAUUCUGCUAUACAAGAUUCAUCUAGACAUGUUGUAUCAUAUUCAUAUAACAAAGGACAUACUGUUUUAGUUGAAUAUGUUCCAGAUUCUGAAAAAGAUAUGUUUCAGAUAGGUCGUUCCUCUGAAAAACAAAUAGAUUUUACAAUUGUAGAUACAUGGUUAGCAGUUGGUUCUAAUAUGGUAUUAUCACCAGCUGGUAAUAAUAUUCGUCUUUUAAAAUCAUCAAAUAAUAAUGGUGAAAUGCAACAACGACCUAUUUCAUCAACAAUCUCUAGGUAUGCUUGUAGAAUUAUUUGUGAUCGUCAAAAUACUGAAAAAUGUUAUGUAUAUGCUGCAGGUUUUGAUUCAUCUAAAAAUAUUUUUUUGGGAGAAAAAGCAACAAAAUGGACAAAAAAGACUGAUGAAUGUGAUGGUUUGACAACUAAUGGUGUACUUAUACUUCAUCCACAUGGUAUUUCUGAAGCAAAUUCAGGUAAAGAUAUACAAAGUGAUGGUACCAAAGAUAUGUAUGUAUGGAGAGAAAUAAGUGUAGAUGGAGAUAUAUAUACAUUAAGAGAAAGUAGAUCAUCAGCAAAAAGAGGAACAUUAGUAGAAAAUGAAUCUAAUCAACUUCUUGAUGGAACUUUAAUUGAUUUAUGUGGUGCUACACUUUUAUGGAGAUCAGCUGAAGGUUUAUCUAAAUCACCAUCAAAAAUUGAACUUGAAAGAAGAUUAGAUGAGUUAAAUGGAACAAAACCACAAUGUCCUGUAAAUUUAAAUACUUUAAUAAUACCAAAAAGAAAAUCAAAUUCUAUUACACAACGUCAACCUUAUGUUUAUAUGUCCUGUGGACAUGUUCAAGGAAAACAUGAAUGGGGAAUGACAAAAAAUCCAUCAAAUGGAUCUACAACUUCUUAUAAAUGUCCAUUAUGUUUAGUCGAUUCAAAAAAAGUAAUACAACUUGUUAUGGGUAUGGAAUCAGCAUUUCAUCUUGACUCAGAUACACUAGAAUAUUGUUUUAAUCCUUGUGGUCAUAUGGCUUCAAAAUCUACUGUUGAAUAUUGGUCUAGAAUUCCACUUCCACAUGGUACUAAUUCAUUUCAUCCAGUUUGUCCUUUUUGUACUUCACUCCUUAUACUUGAAAAACCACACAUAAAAUUAAUAUUUCAAGAUCAUUGUUAUGAUGGUUAUGGUUGUGGUUACUCAUAG
Strongyloides ratti is the source of this 1488-nucleotide messenger RNA. Its product is annotated as Protein pellino. Gene Ontology annotation, biological process: regulation of Toll signaling pathway; protein polyubiquitination. The record is from RefSeq and is a predicted model, not a curated record. Gene Ontology annotation, molecular function: ubiquitin protein ligase activity; protein binding. The transcript is spliced from 2 exons. Lineage: Eukaryota; Metazoa; Nematoda; Chromadorea; Rhabditida; Strongyloididae. Bases 1 to 1488 code for a protein of 495 amino acids.